Messenger RNA from Aspergillus heteromorphus CBS 117.55, 1712 nucleotides. Its product is annotated as MFS general substrate transporter. Gene Ontology annotation, biological process: transmembrane transport. The coding region runs from base 239 to 1705 and encodes 488 amino acids. The transcript is spliced from 4 exons. Gene Ontology annotation, molecular function: transmembrane transporter activity. The record is from RefSeq and is a predicted model, not a curated record. NCBI's taxonomy places the organism in Eukaryota, Fungi, Ascomycota, Eurotiomycetes, Eurotiales, Aspergillaceae.
GUUGCUUAUCAAGGCUAGUAGCUCGUCAGCACCGACAAAAGGCGGGGUAAACACAAACCCACUCCGGGGUAGCUCGUUAGUGGGAUCCUACUGGUCUGGCUCAUUGCCAGAAUGAUGCCGGAUUUUCCGACCGUCGGGUCGUCCAGGCGAUCUAAAGCCCUGGCUAUAGAUAACUGCCGCGUCCGUCAGGACAUUUGCGGGGUCCCCACGUUCGAAUAACACCGUGGAAUCGCUCAUCAUGGAAGACAUGGAAGAGAAAGGCUCGUCAAGCCAUCUGGACCUCGAAAUGGAGGAACCAGUCCUCGCAGACACAGCGAAGCAACUCUCCAAUCCAGACCCCAACGACCCCCAGAACUGGUCCACCCCCACCAAACUGACCACCUACCUCACCAUCUGCCUCUACACCUUCCUGGCCAACGUCAACAGCAGCAACUUUACCGUGGCCACCAAAGCCAUCAUCGCCGAGUUCCACGUCUCGCAGACCCAGGCCGGCUCGCUGGUCUGCUUCAACGUCUUCCUCUUCGGCCUGGGCAAUCUCUUCUGGGUCCCGCUGAUGCGCGUCGUCGGCAAACGCCCCGUCUACCUGCUCUCCAUGCUGCUGCUGUGCAUGAUGAACGUGUGGUCGUCCCGCGCAUCCAGCUACCACGAGCUCCUGGUCGCGCGCAUCCUCUCGGGCUUCUCUGCCGCCGCCGCCGACGCCACCGUCCCCGCCGUCGUCGCCGAUAUGGUCGCUCCCCAUGAACGCGGCCACUAUCUCAUGAUCUUCCAUCUGGCCCUGACAGCGGGCCUAUUCGUCGGCCCGCUCAUCAACGCCUACCUCGUCCAGGACGAGAACUGGCGCUGGAUGUGCUAUUUCCUCGCUACUGCCGUGGGUGUCGUCUUCCUCCUGGCUGUCUUCACCAUCCGCGAAACAACUUACCUCGCCCGAAACGUGUCUCCCCGGAAGCGCGCCCACCGGCAAUGGAUGUCCCUCAUUCUGGGCUAUAACCCCGACGCGUCCUUCACCCGCACCGUAUGGGAUAUCCUCUGCAAUGCAGCUUACCCCCAACUCCUUUGGUGUUCCCUCACCAUCGGUGUCUCCGUUGGAUGGAACAUCGUCGUCCAACUAACCGCAUCACGCACCUUUAUCGCGCCCCCCUACAACUUCCCCCUCGGCAGCAUCGGCCUUCUCUCGCUCUCGGGCUUCAUCGGCUCCCUCCUGGCCUUCUACCUCGGCGGCCGUCUCAUCGACGUUCUCUCCACCCGCUACACCCGCCGUCGCGGCGGUCCCCGACUCCCCGAGUACCGACUCCCCGGCAUCAUCAUCCCCGGCACGAUCGGGCCCGCCGGCAUCCUGAUCUUCGGGCUGUGCGUGGCGAAUCACGCGUCCUGGGCCGGCUCCGCGGUCGGUUACGCCAUGCAGGCGUUCGGGGUGGCGGCCAUUUCGAAUGUCGCGGUGACGUAUGCGUUGGAUUGUUAUCGGGGGAUAACCGGCGAAGCGCUCGUCAUCAUCUUCAUCAUCCGAAACACCAUCGGCAUGCUACUCUCCCUAUACGCCACCGACUGGAUCGACCACCAAGGCGCAGCAAAGGUAUUCGGCGAGAUGACCGCCAUCCAAGUCGUGAGCGUGCUGCUCGCCGUCCCGCUGUUUUUCUGGGGAGGCAGACUGCGGGAGAUUACGUCGCGGUAUGGCCCCAUGAGGCGGUUUGAAGUUGAGGGGGUGUGAUUUAUCU